Lineus longissimus is the source of this 2445-nucleotide messenger RNA. Its product is annotated as neuronal acetylcholine receptor subunit alpha-10-like. Gene Ontology annotation, biological process: nervous system process; signal transduction; regulation of membrane potential. Gene Ontology annotation, cellular component: plasma membrane; neuron projection; synapse. The transcript has 6 exons. The record is from RefSeq and is a predicted model, not a curated record. Bases 77 to 1756 code for a protein of 559 amino acids. Gene Ontology annotation, molecular function: excitatory extracellular ligand-gated monoatomic ion channel activity; transmembrane signaling receptor activity; transmitter-gated monoatomic ion channel activity involved in regulation of postsynaptic membrane potential. Lineage: Eukaryota; Metazoa; Nemertea; Pilidiophora; Heteronemertea; Lineidae.
AGUCACGUGACAUAGUUAUAAAAAUAGAUACACACGUGGCACUGUUUAUCUGUCACAUUUUUCGCGGGAGUUCAAAAUGGCGGAAGAGCCUGUCAUUCUGCCUCAGUGGCAGGCCUAUUGGGAUCAUGAUAUUUCUUUAUAUCAUGGUCUUAUUCAAGUUCAUGAGUAUUCUAAAGAUCGAAUGAAGGAGGUCAUACGGUCCAAUGCAUGCAAGGUCAGUGUGUGGCACGAAGAACUAGACCAUCAUUUCGGCCAACAUACAAGUCAGAAAGCUCCGGCGACAAUGGCAGACAACCUGACAACGACACUUCUGAGUGGUUACAACAAAGAUGUGAUUCCAGUUGUUAACCCCAUGUUGCCCAUAAUAGUCUACCCAGUCAUUGCCAUUUAUCAAAUCAUAAAUUUGGAUGGCAAAGACCAGAUACUCAGUUUCGCGGGAAGCAUCGGCAUGGGAUGGCAUGAUGCGCAUUUAGGCUGGGACCCAAACAACUACGCUGGGAUAGCAUUGACCACGCUCCCCCUUGAAUAUAUCUGGAAGCCGGACAUAGGCAUCCAAAACAGCGUGGACGGAGACCUUUUCGACCUGUCGGAAAACCGCAAGAAUCGUGUCCAGAUCAUCGGGCCGAGUUACCUGGUCAUGUGGCAGGCCCAGCGCGUCUUCACAAUAUCCUGCCCACUGGACAUGACGUAUUUCCCAUUCGACACCCAAACGUGCACCAUCCGGCUCGUCUCCACCACGUUGCCAUCAACCCACAUGAGGCUGGCGAACAUCACCAACACCCUAUCGUUCGAUUAUUACCAGGAGUCAUCGGAAUGGGAGGUUGUUAGCUCCGGCGUCACUCUUGGCGACUUGAACUUCAUCAAGGAGUUGCAAUUCACGGGCGUCGAUGUGUAUUCCGUUUUCACGGCGGAGCUGAAGUUGAAAAGGCGUUCGGGGUAUUACACCACCCACCUUAUCCUGCCGUGCGUUUUCAUUUCGCUGCUGACGUCUAUUACUUUCUACAUCCCAUCAGAAGCCGGUGAGAAAAUCUCAUUCAGUGUGACCCUUUUGCUGGCUUUCACUGUCUACCAACUGAUUAUUGCAGAGUCGCUGCCCAAAUCCUCGGAAACUACGCCACUAUUGUCUAUUUAUCUUACCAUAUUGAUUGCAAUGUCGGCAUCGUCGGUAUUCCUCGCCAUGAUCGUCCUUAACGUUCACCACCACAACCCGAAGAAACCCGUCCCCAGUUGGUUGCGGAAUCUGAUCUUCAAAUUCCUUGGAACCAUCGUGUUCAAGCGCAAAGCCGUGCGGAAUCUUUGGAGUGAUACGGCUAGCGCUAAAGUACACCCAUCGCCGACUAUGGCGCCAGAGGGCGAAACGAUUGGAUUCCAAAGCUCGGAAGCAAAUAAUCAUGGAUUUGAAAAGAGAAAAGGUCAAAUUGUUGAUAGCACUCUUCCCUGGAGUCCAAGUAACAUAAAGGACCAUGACAUCUCAGGACAAGUACGUGAAAGUUCCUUCGGUUCGGCUUAUAACUUACCAACGAAUAAGGGCCGAGGUAGCGGCAUGUCGGCAAGUUCCGGUGACCUCCACAGGGAAUCACGUGACCUAAGAACCCCAUCAGACUUGCAUUGCCGCCUGGCGAACGUUGUGGAUGGUGCCGACUGUUGGAUUCUGGCAGCCGAAAUCCUAGAUCGCUUUUUCAUGUGGAGUUAUCUCGUUAUUCUUGUUACGACAUCAUUGGUACUUUUGGUGAUACUGCCUAGCAUGUAUGCGUGACUUGAUUGAUACGCAAUUGAUACUGCAGCCAACUCAUCCGAGGAACUCGGAUCAGUCCUUGAGUCAUCUGUUUAAAAAUAUCCUCAAUAGCAGCGCAAGGUUAAAAACUGACAUUUGUUGAUAAGUCGAAAACUCAUACAUGUAUGCCAUAAAGAAUAAUGCACUCUGAUAUCACAUAAAAUGGAUACGCACGUUUGAUGCGAUUAGAUUUUUAAAAAUAUCUCAUGUUUAUUUUAACACCUAGUAUUAAAGUCAUUCUAUCACGUUGGUGACCAUGUUGUUGCGUCCAUCACUGACGGGCCCUUGCUCAUCUGCUCGUUCAUGAAAUAUUUAAAGAAAGCUUUUGAGAAAAACUCAAUGCUUGGGUAUUUCUUUUCUAACCAUGUACUAAAUGCAUGUAACGCGAAUCAAUGCCUUAACAUUGAUGACCGACAUUUUCGUUUGUUUAAAUCAGUGAAUCGAAUGAAAAAAAGGGAGGCGCUGUUAUUUAGGACUGUCGCAGACAUUGUCGAAUGAUAGAAUCCCAGACUACGCUAUGUUCUCGAACCUAAAGUUCAUAAAGAAUAUUCUUUGCCAACUUGCAACCUCAUAGAAAGCAUCAUAAUAACUAGGUCAGACUGUUUUUCAAUACAGAUGCAUCAUACGACAACAACACACAUGUAUAAAAAAAUAAACAGGUGUAUUCCUGG